This is a messenger RNA of Emys orbicularis (European pond turtle), 1222 nucleotides long. RefSeq names its product SET domain containing 6, protein lysine methyltransferase (gene SETD6). The transcript is spliced from 6 exons. Gene Ontology annotation, cellular component: nucleus. Gene Ontology annotation, biological process: peptidyl-lysine monomethylation. NCBI's taxonomy places the organism in Eukaryota, Metazoa, Chordata, Testudines, Emydidae. Gene Ontology annotation, molecular function: protein binding; protein-lysine N-methyltransferase activity. Bases 62 to 1024 code for a protein of 320 amino acids. The record is from RefSeq and is a predicted model, not a curated record.
CAACUCCCACUGGCGUCCCUACUUCUCGCUCUGGCCUGACUUCAGCAGCCUGGAUCACCCCAUGUUCUGGCCUGAAGAAGAGAGGGUGAGGCUCCUACAAGGCACUGGCAUCCUCGAAGCGGUGGACAAAGACCUGGCCAACAUCCAGCUGGAGUACACCUCCAUCAUCCUGCCCUUCAUGGAGUCCCACCUGGACCUCUUUGACCCCAAGCUGCACACGCCGGAGCUGUACCGGAGGCUGGUGGCAUUCGUCAUGGCCUACAGCUUCCAGGAGCCCCUGGAUGAGGAAGACGAGGAUGAGAAGGAGCCCAACCCGCCCAUGAUGGUGCCCAUGGCUGACAUUUUGAAUCACGUGGCCAAUCACAAUGCCAACCUGGAAUAUUCCCUGGAGUGUUUGAAAAUGGUCACCACGCAGCCCAUCAGCAAAGGCCACGAGAUCUUCAAUACCUACGGCCAGAUGGCCAACUGGCAACUCAUGCACAUGUACGGCUUUGCUGAGCCGUACCCCGGCAACACGGACGACACUGCCGACAUCCAGAUGGUGACGGUGCGCAGGGCUGCCCUGCAGGGUGCCAGCACUGAAGCGGAGCGGCAGCUGGUCUCUGAGCAGUGGGAUUUCCUUUGCCAGCUGGAGAUGGUGGGGGAAGAAGGAGCCUUUGUGAUUGGCUGGGAGGAAGUGUUGACAGAGGAAGAGCUGUCCAUGACAUUGAAGGUGCUGUGUAUGGCUGCAGAAGAAUUCAAAGAGUUUAAAGAGCAUGAGGGCUGGGAAGAAGACACAGAGGAUGAAGAGAGCUUUACUUUGUCUAACGAGACAAUACCCAGACUCAAAGCCUCAUGGAAGAAGCUUCUCCGUGACAGUGCGCUGCUGACGCUGGAGUCUUACAGCUCAGACCUGAAAGCAGAGCAGGACUUGCUCAAUGACAAGGUGGCUUAUGGCAAACUAAGCCCGAGAGAGCAGCGGGCCUUGCAAGUGCGCUAUGGGCAGAAGAGGAUCUUGCAGCAAUUGCUGGAGCUGACAAGCUAGCAGAGGCUGAACUGGGAAUUGCAGCCCUUGUAUAAAGCACACCUUGCACUCUCUCCCCCACUGGUGGGAUGGAUGGGGUGGCCACUUGUAUUCAGGAAGAACAGAGGAUGAGAGUUGAUUUGGACCCACUUACUCCUGAUAUUUCUGUAUUGGCUUUUCAUCUACCUCUUGACUUUUCUAUAAAUUACAUACCUGUCU